Lachnellula hyalina is the source of this 699-nucleotide messenger RNA. RefSeq lists its product as uncharacterized. The transcript has a single exon. Lineage: Eukaryota; Fungi; Ascomycota; Leotiomycetes; Helotiales; Lachnaceae. The record is from RefSeq and is a predicted model, not a curated record. Bases 1 to 699 code for a protein of 232 amino acids.
AUGACCGUGCAGCAGAUAAAUGAGUCAGCAAGCAAUGGCUGCAACUGGUGCUCGUACAUCUGGGCUUUCACGUCGAGCGGAGAAGAAACCAGGGAUCCGGGCGAUGUUUUAUCCAUAUAUCUCUGCAAUUUUCAUGCAGAUUACUCCACGCCUACCGGGAAGAACGCAUUUUACCUGAACAUGGAAUGGGUAACCCAAAAAAGCGCUAGAGACCUCGGCUGGGCUCUUAGGCUUCAUGCUUUUACCAACCCCACGAAUCUUGCAGCUCCAUUUGUCACAGCACGAAAACUUCAAACUGAGGUGUAUUCAGAUCCAUCAAGAAAUCAGAUUCAGCACUGGCUUGCCGAAUGUGCCGAUCACAAACAAUGUUCUGGGCAGGUUGAAACGAUUCUCCCUACACGAGUUAUAGAGGUAGCUCCUGCGGGCUCUUCCGACAGACCUCGACUUCUUGUCACUGCCGGCAAGAAAGGAAGAUAUGCAACUCUCUCGUACUGCUGGGGCAGUAACUCAUACGGAGUACUCAACCAGUCUAACGUGAAUAAAUAUAUCCAAGACUUGUGCUUGGAUGCGCUUCCCCAGACGCUUCGCGAUGCUAUCGCCGUUACUAAAAGCAUAUCCAUUCCCUAUCUUUGGGUAGACGCCUUGUGCAUACUUCAAGAUUCCGACGAUGAUAAAUCGCAUGAAUUGUCUAUGAUGUAG